UUGUGGGCAGUUAAUUUCUGGACACCUGAUGAUGUCAUUUCUGAUAUAAUGUUUGUGUGUUUUUAGCACUGCAGGCACGGCAUGUGUGUAAAUAAAGAGAUGGACAUGAAGCCAGUUCAUGGUGAAUGGGGCCCCUGGGGCCCCUACAGUGUUUGUUCCAGGACCUGUGGAGGAGGAACACGCAGCACAAGCAGAGACUGCAAUAAACCUGAGCCGAGGAACGGAGGCCGGUUUUGUGUAGGCCGCAGAAUGAAGUUCCGCUCGUGUAACACGGAUCCGUGUCCCCGCGGCCGGAGGGAUUUCAGGGAAGAGCAGUGUGCGCAGUUCGACGGGAAACACUUCAACAUCAACGGACUGCCGCCCUCCGUCCGCUGGGUGCCCAAGUACAGCGGCAUUCUGAUGAAGGAUCGCUGUAAACUCUUCUGCCGUGUCACGGGGACGACGGCGUACUAUCAGCUGAGGGAUCGGGUCAUCGACGGGACCCCGUGUGGACCGGACACGUAUGAUAUCUGUGUACAAGGGCUAUGCAGGCAAGCAGGUUGUGACCAUGUUUUGAACUCGAAGGCCAGAAAUGAUAAGUGUGGCGUCUGUGGAGGAGACAACUCUUCAUGUAAGACCCUCGCUGGAACCUUCAACAACGCACAAUAUGGUUACAACGUUGUGGUUCGGAUUCCUGCUGGUGCGACCAACAUCGAUAUAAAGCAGGUCAGCUACUCAGGAUUGCCAGAAGAUGAUAACUACCUCGCUCUGUCUGACAGUCAGUCCAACUUCCUCCUGAACGGGAACUUCGUGGUGUCCAUGUUUAAAAGGGAAAUCACCUUUAAGGGAGCAGAGAUCGAGUACAGCGGAUCUAACACCACGGUUGAGCGGAUCAACUGCACGGAGCGGAUCGAGGAGGAGCUCGUGCUGCAGGUUCUGUGCGUGGGAAACCUGUAUAAUCCUGACGUCAGAUAUUCCUUCAGUAUUCCCAUCGAGGAGCAGAGAGAGCAGUUUGUGUGGGAUCUGUCAGGCCCCUGGCAGGAGUGCAGCCGCAUAUGUCAAGGUGAGCGGCGGCGGAAGGCCGUGUGUGUUCGUAAGAGUGAUCAUUUGGUGGUUUCGGAGCAGAGGUGUGAGAAUCUACCUCGACCCAGAGGCACAACGGAGCCCUGCAAUACUGACUGUGAACUCAGGUACAAGUACAGCACGCCUCUGGUGUUUUAUAUUAGUAAUGCAGCAGUCCCAUACUAGUG
Molecule: messenger RNA, 1229 nt
Organism: Cyprinus carpio (common carp)
Lineage: Eukaryota; Metazoa; Chordata; Actinopteri; Cypriniformes; Cyprinidae
Product: A disintegrin and metalloproteinase with thrombospondin motifs 20-like
Exons: 8
Coding region: 82-1227 (381 amino acids)
Biological process (GO): extracellular matrix organization
Cellular component (GO): extracellular matrix
Molecular function (GO): metalloendopeptidase activity
Source: RefSeq, a predicted model, not a curated record